This is a messenger RNA of Moneuplotes crassus, 513 nucleotides long. The record is from the annotation of a GenBank genome assembly. Lineage: Eukaryota; Ciliophora; Spirotrichea; Euplotida; Euplotidae.
CUGACCUGAGAAUUUGGGCAAAAGUGAGAGUAGAAAGGAAUUUAGCUGGGAGGGAAUUGAAGUUUAGUAUGUAGAUGAGGAAAAAUGGAUGGGAUGGUGGAUUGAGGUGGGUUGGAAGAGGGUGGAAAGUGGUGGGUUAGGGGUUGGGAAUGGAGGUGAUUUUGUGCUUGUGUCGAAUCGUUUAGUUGGGCUCAAGAUGGACUUAUCGAUUAAUUUAUAGCAUAGUUUAUUGGAGGUUGUUAGGUAUAGCUUAGUGGUUGUCUGGGUUUUGUUAUGAUUUGAUUGAGGAUUUUAUGAAUACUUUGAAUAGUGAAGGAAGGUCUAUUUCAGGGAUCCCAAUUCCAGUGUCUGUUUCACUGAGUUCAACCCUCAAUUUCUUAGUGAAUUCUGAUGGUAUAGAAUCUUCUUAUUGGUUUUGAACCUGCAACAUUUUUACAUUUUGAUGCUUAUCAGCCUCGCAUUCUGUGUUGAACUUUGAUGGAUUUGGAACUGAUGUGUAAUUAUCUGUUACAA